Messenger RNA from Etheostoma spectabile (orangethroat darter), 1466 nucleotides. Its product is annotated as potassium-transporting ATPase subunit beta. NCBI's taxonomy places the organism in Eukaryota, Metazoa, Chordata, Actinopteri, Perciformes, Percidae. Gene Ontology annotation, cellular component: sodium:potassium-exchanging ATPase complex. Bases 458 to 1333 code for a protein of 291 amino acids. Gene Ontology annotation, molecular function: ATPase activator activity. The transcript has 7 exons. Gene Ontology annotation, biological process: potassium ion import across plasma membrane; intracellular sodium ion homeostasis; intracellular potassium ion homeostasis. The record is from RefSeq and is a predicted model, not a curated record.
UCCUAUGCAGUUGGUCCCCUUGACAGUUGUCAUUAGCUGCCUGGCUGUUCAAGGUGAUCCUCAGGUUUCUCCGAGGAGUGAAGGACAUUGUUGCUUAAGAAGGAAGUUCACCUGUUUCUACGUUGGCCCACCUCAGUCUCCCUACCAGCAUGCCCACCUUAUCUCUGCCUUAUAAAUAGGGAAUAAGAGAUAACACAUACAUCACACUGGAGCCACAUCCGGGGAGUAAGUUUUAGCUUAAAUUACUGUAAAAGAGAAUGAGACAGGGACAAACAAGACAUUAGCACUAACCUGAAAGUGCCUCAAAAUCUUUGGGGAGGGACAGAAAGGAGAGAAGAGAAACACAUAUUACUGUUGGAAUCUGAAAGCGAGGGAAGGAAUAAGAGAAGUAAAAAGUAGAGUUGAGUGAAGGUAAGAAAAGGCCGGCUCUUGGUUCUGGUCACCACAGAGCUUCAUCAUGGCCGCCUUGAAGGAGAAGAGGACUUGCGGGCAACGAUGUGAAGACUUUGGCCGAUUUGUCUGGAACUCUGAUGAUGGGACGUUAAUGGGGAGAACACCAGAGAAAUGGGUGUACAUCAGUCUGUAUUAUGUGGCCUUCUACGUGGUGAUGACGGCCCUCUUUUGUCUGGCCAUCUGGUCGCUCAUGUACACCUUGGAUCCGCACACCCCGGACUACCAAGACCGGCUAAAAUCUCCGGGGGUGAUGGUGUGGCCUGACACUUACGGGGAGGAAACUGUUGAAAUCUUCUACAACACAUCUGAUAAGGCCAGCGGGAUGAAGAUGGCCAACAUCCUUCAUGAGUUCCUGAAGCCCUACAAUGACACCAAGCAGCUUGAAUGUAACAACUAUAACUGCACAAAGGGAAAGUACUUCAUCCAGAACACGUUCUCUGCCCCUCACCACACCAAGUGGUCAUGCCCUUUCACGCAAAGCAUGCUGGGAGCCUGCUCAGGAUUUGAGGACCCAACCUUUGGCUACAACUGCAGCAUGCCUUGUGUCCUCAUUAAGAUGAACAGGAUUAUCAACUUUUUGCCUACUAAUAGCACUGAUCACCCAGCUUAUGUCAACUGCACUGUACUGGACGGACAAGAAAAUGUGGCCAAAAUCGAAUAUUUCCCUGACAGGGGAGUUAUGGAUCCCUCCUACUUCCCUUACUACGGAAAACUGGCACAGCCUACUUAUGUCAACCCGUUGGUGGCUGUUCGGUUCAGCCUGGUCGGAGAGAAGAAAGCCAAGAUCCAGUGCAGAGUGGUCUCCCACAAGAUCAGCUACGAAAACUUCCAUGACCCGUACGAGGGAAAAGUCAUCUUCUCCCUCAAAGCAGUAAAAUGAGAAGCAGAAGAGAAGAGACAUCCAGUAAUCAUGCAACACGUAACAUGUCAGUAUCAAAGAUAGAGCAGGUGUCUACAGAUCAAUAGUGACUACUAUUCAACAACCUUUAAACCACUUGUAUUCAACAGUACAG